Linum tenue is the source of this 1178-nucleotide messenger RNA. The record is from the annotation of a GenBank genome assembly. Lineage: Eukaryota; Viridiplantae; Streptophyta; Magnoliopsida; Malpighiales; Linaceae.
GACAAAAUUAUCCACAAUUCUCUACUGCCUCUCCCUCUAUAUAUAUAUGCACCACAAGUCCAAAGCCCAUUCAAACCCUCGGCUCUCAUUUCUCCUAUCUCAUAUCAACAUACUUCCCACAACAACAAAACCCACAAAAAAAAAAAAAAAAAACCAUUACGACGUCGCUCUGCCUUCCGAUCACCACCGAGCACAUGGCGACACCAUCCACUCCCGACGACCACCGCCGCGCCGCCGGCUCGUCGUCGUCGAAGCGACUAACCCUCGGCGUCCUCAUGUCCAUAUCUUCCCUCAUGGCCCUCUGCGCCAAACACGCCGGCAAGUUCUCCACCAAGCUCUCCAAAACCACCACCAAUAUUAAUAUUCCCGGCUGCCACCGUCAGCAGCGGCGGAGCCGGAAGUUAAAAUUCGAGCCCAACCGUCAACCGCCGCACGGCCUCUACUCCUCCUCCGACAACGACGGCGGCGGGGUACUCCGCCCGCCGAGAUCGCCGCUGGUGCGUCACUCCAAGCAGCUGCUGACGCAGAUCAGCAACAAGGCCGUCACGUUGGUCCACGGCGGCAGCAGGAACAAUAAUAAUAAUAAGGAUCGGAGAGGCGGCGACGUGGCUGCGCCGGACGAGUUCGGGGACGGCGGCGUGUGGCAGCGGUCGAUCCUGAUGGGGGACAAGUGCCAGCCGUUGGAUUUCUCCGGCGUGAUUUACUACGACAGCUGCGGGAAGAAAGUCAACGAGGUUCCCGUCCGUUCGCCGCGGGCCAGCCCGUUGCCGCGCUACCUGACCCGUGGGCACUAAGGAAAAAAAAACUCCGGUCAAAGGAGGUGAGUUAUUUACGCGAGGAUUGAAAAAUCGUAUCGUAUUGAUCGUUGAGCAAGAAAAUUUCGGAAGCGAAAUUAAUAGACAGUAUUUUAGCGAUGUGAAAUAGUUGAACCGCAGUUUCAGUAUGAAAUAUCAUAUAUCGCUGACCUUUUACGGUACAACCUUCGUUAUGGUUUUUCCAAUCAUUGGAUAUAGGUUUACACACUAUGCCGUUUGAUUAGCUUCCUAGGUUACACAUGUUUGUAAGUUUUGUUUCAUGGACAAGGGUCAAGUUGUUGGGCAAAACUUUGCCGUUCCGUGUAUCGUGACGUGUUCUUUUUGGAGGCAUUGUACUCGAUAUUAUGUGAAGCAUUUUGUUGA